This is a messenger RNA of Diabrotica virgifera virgifera (western corn rootworm), 669 nucleotides long. RefSeq names its product synaptogenesis protein syg-2-like. The coding region runs from base 1 to 669 and encodes 222 amino acids. The transcript has 4 exons. NCBI's taxonomy places the organism in Eukaryota, Metazoa, Arthropoda, Insecta, Coleoptera, Chrysomelidae. The record is from RefSeq and is a predicted model, not a curated record.
AUGCAGCCCGUUUCCAUAGACUCCGAAUGUAUCACCAGAUUCAGUCAUGGCUUGGUAAACAUUGUGGAUCCAGAAAAUUUGGGGCUGGAAAAAGCAUGCAAAAUUUUGGAUAGCAAUCCAAACUUCCAAGCCUCCAGAAAGCCAGAGCCGGCGAUAAAAUGGUGGCGUGAAGGUAAACUCAUCGAAUCCACCGAAACUCGUUCUGGUUUCGAGAAAGUUCGAUCCAAUCAGCUUAUCGUUCGUGGCUUGCAACGGUCCGAUCAGCAUGCUGCUUUCACAUGCCAGGCUUCCAAUAACAACAUUAGUCAACCUGUUUCUGCUACAACUUCAAUAGAAAUACAUUUUCGUCCCCUUACAGUGGAGAUUUUAAUCAGCAAUAAUCCAUUUUCGGCAGACAGGAAAUACGACAUUCCUUGCCAAAGCUUCGGGUCGAGACCACCGGCUAAAAUAACCUGGAUUAUGGACGGCAAAGAGUUAUUACCGCCGAAAUAUAACGCUACGUAUUCGGACUCCGAAGAUGGGAACUCAACCACUUCAAUUCUCUCCUUCGUGCCCACCAGACUCGACAACGGCCGAUCGCUGACGUGCAGAGCAUCCAAUCAUUUGGUACAAAAUGGCGUGGAGGAACACACCGUGAAAUUGAACGUAUUCUGUAAGUUGUUUCAAUGA